Messenger RNA from Funneliformis caledonium, 132 nucleotides. Lineage: Eukaryota; Fungi; Glomeromycota; Glomeromycetes; Glomerales; Glomeraceae. The record is from the annotation of a GenBank genome assembly.
AUGAGGUUUAAUCACGAUCAAAGCGGAAAAGUUGAAUAUGAAGCAGAUUUUUGUAAGGAUUUUGCUGAGCAAAGUGAAUUCGCAUGUCCAGUUGAAGGAAAUUUCUACUUGACCACAAUUAUGUUUUUAGAA